AAAGAACACAAUAAAAGUGUUGAUUUUCGAGGGGUCAAAAUUAUGGGCUAAAGAACAGGGCUUUAAUGUUAUAGAAACCACAACAACAACAUUGUAUUUGUUUUGUUUUGUUUUGUUUUGUUUUGCUUUCUGUCUAUCACAUUGUUGUUUGGUUUGGUUAUUCGCUUGUUCUGAGAGUGUUCAUGGCCGAUGUUAAUGCUGAUAAAAAUGCUACUUUGAGUGAGAGUUCCUCGGAUUCCGGCGAGAGGGAGGAUGAGAACUCGGAAGGUGGGGUUGUUCGAGCAAAACAUAGAAGACAAGGAAAAAAACUUUCUACAUAUUCAUCGGCCCAAGAAUUGUGGGCAUUGAUUGCGGAAGACGAUAAAAAAGAUGGAUCAUCUCCUACAGGAGUUAUAGAAGGUAGCUUUGAAUUAGGCUCGGAACCCGAUUUAACCUCUCCCGCUGACAGCCCCAAGGCAGAAAUUCGUUGUUCACAUCCAGCAGCUAUUUCUAACUGGAGAAAAUUCUUCAAAUUAUUGAAAAGAAAAUCGGACAAGCACUUGCAUACCUUCCCUCUAUUUCCUGUACCCAAGCUAUCAAGAAAGAACAACAGGAGCACGAAGGAGAGUCCUAUGCUGAGAGACUUGUACAACUUCAAGUCUUCUUUAGAGAACUUCAGCCUAUCUGAGCUCCGAGCUGCAACAGACAACUUUAACCGAGAGAACAUAAUUGGAAGGGGUGGUUAUGCUGAAGUCUACAAGGGUCAGUUGAAGAACGGAAAGCUCGUAGCAAUAAAGCGGGCGAACAAAGGGACACCAGAUGAGAGGACUGCAGGCUUCCUAUCAGAGCUCGGCAUUAUAGCCCAUGUAAAACAUCCAAACACCGCUAAGUUGAUUGGAUGUUGCAUUGAGGGAGGAAUGCACCUUGUCUUUCAGUUAUCUCCAAUGGGAAGUUUGGCAUCAGCUCUUCAUGGUUCAAAAGGUACACUGGAUUGGAGUAAAAGAUAUAAGAUUGCUUUGGGUACAGCAGAUGGCCUCACAUAUCUUCACGAGACUUGUGAAAGGCGGAUUAUUCAUAGAGAUAUCAAGGCUGAUAAUAUUCUUCUUACAGAGAACUUUGAGCCUAAGAUUUGCGAUUUCGGUCUUGCCAAGUGGCUACCUAGACAGUGGACUCAUUACAACGUAUCGAAGUUUGAAGGCACUUUUGGCUAUUUUGCACCCGAAUACUUCAUGCAUGGCAUAGUUGACGAGAAAACUGAUGUCUAUGCAUUUGGUAUUCUGCUUUUGGAGCUCAUAACAGGAAGGAAAGCUGUAGAUGAUCAACAGCAAAGUGUUGUAACAUGGGCAAAGCCUCUUCUCGAUGAGAAUGAUAUUACAGAGCUCUUAGAUCCUUUCCUCGGUGACGAUUAUGAUGCAGAUGAGGUUGAUCGCAUGGCUCUGACUGCCUCUUUAUGCAUUGAACAUUCUCCUAUUCUUCGUCCUCAAAUGAGUCAGGUUGUGAUACUGCUGAGGGGUGAUGAAUAUGUAGCAGAAUGUUAUAAAGAAUCCCAAAAUCCAACCCACCAUAGAACAUACUCAAACGAGCUCUGCGAUGCUCAAGAGUACAACUCGACGAAACUGAACAAUAUCAAUCGACUUCGGGAGAUUGCUUUAGGUUCUUAAAAAGCCAGUUAUAACUUUGUUUCGGUUUGCUGCAAAUCUCAUGGAACUAAGAGGAAAAAUCAAUUUGAUGCUGUGUUUCAUGGCAUUUGGAAGCAUGGGGUUCUUCCAAAUUUCAUGUGAAAAACAGUUUAUCAAAAUCAAAAUUAUGUCUCCCUUGGUGUAAUGUAUACAUCUAA
Hibiscus syriacus is the source of this 1816-nucleotide messenger RNA. RefSeq names its product receptor-like cytosolic serine/threonine-protein kinase RBK2. The transcript has 10 exons. The coding region runs from base 183 to 1640 and encodes 485 amino acids. Gene Ontology annotation, molecular function: ATP binding; protein kinase activity. The record is from RefSeq and is a predicted model, not a curated record. NCBI's taxonomy places the organism in Eukaryota, Viridiplantae, Streptophyta, Magnoliopsida, Malvales, Malvaceae. Gene Ontology annotation, biological process: protein phosphorylation.